This is a messenger RNA of Dichotomopilus funicola, 519 nucleotides long. RefSeq lists its product as uncharacterized. The transcript has 2 exons. The record is from RefSeq and is a predicted model, not a curated record. NCBI's taxonomy places the organism in Eukaryota, Fungi, Ascomycota, Sordariomycetes, Sordariales, Chaetomiaceae. Bases 1 to 519 code for a protein of 172 amino acids.
AUGCACGCCCUAUCCCUCCUAACCCUCCUCACAACCGCCCUCUUCGCCUUCACAUCCACCGCCUUGCACUUCCGCCUCCCCAAUGCAGCAGCAGCAGCACCCAACACCCGCGCCCUCUCAUUCUUGGCUACAGCUGCUGUAGCGGCUUGGUCUGUUCCUGGUGUGGUUGCUGCGCCUUCGCCUCAUGAUGGUGGAGGUGGAGGAGGUGGUGGAGGUGGUGGUGGUGGAGGAAAGGGUAAAGGCAAAGGAAAGGGCAAAGGAAAAAAAGGAAAAGGAAAGGGUAAGGGGAAGGGCAAGGGAAAAGAUAAAAUCUUGAUUGUUCUUACCGGUGGUGGUGGUGGUGGAGGUGGUGGAAACAAUGCUGCCGCUGGUGCGGGAGGAGGAAUGGGUGGGAUGAACGCGACGAAUGCGACUGAUGCUGGGGUGAUGGGUGCCGCGGCGCGCGAGAGGAGGAGGCGGAGCGGGAGGGGGAGGAGGGCGGGGAUCGUGGAUUUGGGGAGGUUUGUUGAGCGGGUGUGA